AUGACACAGCAGGUCAGCGGCUCACCGUUCCUCAAACCUUUCUUUCUGAAGACACCUGUCAGAGUGGUCAGGCCUCUGCAGCAGAGGAGACACACGCUUCCCGCCAGCGAGUUCAGGAACCUCACGCCGCAAGACGCCAUCAGUGUGUUCGAGAUUGAAAGAGAAGCAUUUGUCUCUGUGUCUGGAGAGUGUCCACUUACCCUGAAUGAAGUGCUUAAUUUCCUGGGUCAGUGCCCUGAGCUGUCACUGGGUUGGUUUGAAGAGGGACAGCUGGUAGCUUUCAUCAUCGGCUCUGGCUGGGACAAGGAGAGGCUUUCACAGGAGGCCAUGACUCGGCACGUCCCAAACACCCCCACCGUGCACAUCCACGUGCUGUCGGUGCACCGCCACUGUCGCCAGCAGGGCAAGGGCUCCAUCCUCUUGUGGCGCUACCUGCAGUAUCUGCGCUGCUUGCCGGGCAUCCGCCGAGCUCUGCUGAUCUGCGAGGACUUCCUGGUGCCCUUCUACCUCAAGGCCGGCUUCAAGGAGAAAGGGCCGUCUGCCAUCUCCGUGUCCAACAUGCACUUCCAAGAGAUGGAGUACACACUCGGAGGGCAGGCGUACGCACGGCGGAACAGCGGCUGCUAG
Messenger RNA from Stegastes partitus (bicolor damselfish), 627 nucleotides. RefSeq names its product arylalkylamine N-acetyltransferase 2 (gene aanat2). Gene Ontology annotation, cellular component: cytoplasm. The coding region runs from base 1 to 627 and encodes 208 amino acids. Gene Ontology annotation, biological process: response to light stimulus; circadian rhythm. Lineage: Eukaryota; Metazoa; Chordata; Actinopteri; Pomacentridae. The record is from RefSeq and is a predicted model, not a curated record. Gene Ontology annotation, molecular function: aralkylamine N-acetyltransferase activity. The transcript is spliced from 3 exons.